Messenger RNA from Protopterus annectens (West African lungfish), 2845 nucleotides. RefSeq names its product hyaluronidase-like. The record is from RefSeq and is a predicted model, not a curated record. NCBI's taxonomy places the organism in Eukaryota, Metazoa, Chordata, Ceratodontiformes, Protopteridae. Gene Ontology annotation, biological process: hyaluronan catabolic process; carbohydrate metabolic process. Bases 393 to 1751 code for a protein of 452 amino acids. Gene Ontology annotation, molecular function: hyalurononglucosaminidase activity. The transcript has 4 exons. Gene Ontology annotation, cellular component: acrosomal vesicle.
GAUAAUUGGCUAAUCUUAAAAUGGCUCGCAAGAGCAGUUAGCGUAGUAUUAAUCUAUGCAUGAAUGUUGAUUCCAUCUUAGAAACUUAAUUGCGUACAGUAACAAACCAUGACCGAAACGGCCAAAAGCCCAAUCAAAACUCAUCCAUUACAAAGGUUUACUGAGUCACGUUAUUCUUUCCCAACGCUAGAUGGCGAGAGCUAUUUUACAGUUGCUGUGGAAGAGCUUCUUUGUCACGUAUCUUGUUAGUGGUGUGGGGGAAGACGUCACGGAAGGCGAGGUUAUCUUGGAAGAAAUAGUUUACUUCUUGGGUCUCACUUUUACAUGGACAUGUUGCUGUUUAAUGUCAUCUGUUACACACUAAGAAUUCUGGACGUGGAGACACUACUUUCAUGUUCGCUAUGGUGACUUUUGGUUUUACACUUGUAAGCUGCAUUGGAUUCUGGGUUUGUGGCAUUCAGUUAAUCUAUGCAGAGCUGCUAUUAAAGCCUGCUUCAUCUCCUGUCAUUCAGGACAAGCCUUUUGUUGUAGUGUGGAACAUGCCAACAGCAAGAUGUCAAUGGAAUUAUGGUAUUGAUCUACCUCUGGGAGUAUUUGACAUUAUUAAAAAUAAAGGUGAUCAUUUUAAGGGGCAAAAUAUGACCAUCUUUUAUAAAAACAAAUUUGGCCUGUACCCUUAUAUUACUAAAGAUGAUGAGAUAGUAUAUAAAGGUGUACCUCAGAGAGUAAACAUGAGGGACCAUCUUAAGAUAGUCACUAGAGAUGUCAAAUCCCUUCUUUUUGAAGACUUUAGCGGUCUGGCCGUAAUAGACUGGGAAGAGUGGCGACCCCUUUGGGCACAAAACUGGGGGCUGAAGAGAAUAUAUAAAGAAUUUUCAAAGUAUUUAGUGAGGACAAGGCAACCAUACCUAACAGACAGAGAAGCGACACGUGUUGCUAAGAAGGAGUUUGAAAUAGGAGCUCAGAACUUUUUGCGUAAAACACUGAAAACUGUAAGGAGACUCAGGUUUUCAGGAUUGUGGGGUAUGUAUGGAUUCCCAGAAUGCUUUAAUUCUAACUGGAGAAAGGUGCGCAGAUAUACAGGUCACUGCCACAAGGAAGAUAUUCAAAGGAACAACCAGCUGGCCUGGCUUUGGAAGGCUUCAUCUGCUUUGUACCCGAGCGUCUACCUCCAUAAAAAUCUAAGCUCCACAGAAGAAGCUUGGAAGUUCGUGCACUACAGGGUAAAGGAGGCCUUGAGAGCUGCAGCAUUUGGGUCACCCAGUGCAUUGCCGGUGCUACCGUACUCAAGAGUUGCAUACAUGCACUCACCAAAGUAUCUGUCAGAGAUUGACUUAGUUCACACAAUUGGGGAGAGCGCUGCCAUGGGAACGGCAGGGGUUGUCCUGUGGAGUGAUCUCAGUUUUGCAAAAUCUGUUAGACGUUGUGAAUCCCUCCAAAACUACAUCUGGAAUGUCCUGGGUACAUAUGUCCUCAAUGUAACCACUUCCAUGCAGCUGUGCAGCCAGAGAUUAUGUGGUGGCAAUGGUCGAUGCGUGAGGAAAGAAGUAGACACACCUUCCUACCUGCACCUGAACCCUGAAAGUUUCAGGAUAACUCGUGUUGUCACUGGCACCCAAGGGGAGCAAGAGUUGUCUGUAGUUGGAGAACUUCUUGAGACGGAUUUUAAGAAAAUGAAUGAAGCCUUUAUGUGUCACUGCUACAGAGGCUGGCAUGGAGCUCACUGCCUGAAAAACAGCGUUCAUAGUUGAUGCAGUGCAUCAUUACAUUCUAGAUAAUAAGCAAAAAAACCACAGAAAAUAUUCAAGCAGAGUAAAUUAUUUUACCUGAUGUUAAAUAUUUGUGGGAUAGGUGCUCAAAGAAUGUAAUACAAGCUAAUUUCAUACUUGUCUUCUAUCAAUUUGCUUGUCUGUAGAACUGCACUUUUUUUAGGAUUGCAAAAAAACUUUUGUCUUUAUUUCUGUAGAUCAGCCAUUUGGUAUCAUGUGGGGAUAUUAUCCCUGUAAAAGUGGAAGGCUUCUUUCAACUUUUUCCCAACUUUCAGCCAUAAACUUCUUCAGAUAGACACAUUUUUUCAUACUUUUAUGCAAAUAUUUUUCCCACUACUGUUGCUUAAUCAUUUUCAGAUGUUUCCAUACUUAGUUUACACUGUUCUCAGGAUGAUUUUUUUUUUGUCACCAGGUAGAUUGGACACAUUAAAUUGUCCAUAGGUGCGAGUGCACAUGGAUGUGUGUGUGUCUGUGGUAAGGAAGAAUGACUCUGGCAGGUCUAGCAAUUUGGUGGUGUGAACACUGGCUCUAAGUGAUGAUCAUUGUUGAUCUGAUACCCCAACCAAAUGUACAAAAUGGGGGGGGGGGGGUUGAUGCUGAAGUCCCUUUGGAAUGGUAAUGUUUGCUGUGUCCACUGGGAGUGGUUCAAUCACAGAAUUUCCAUCAUAAAUUAUAAAACCUAUGCCAUCAAGCAGUCCACUAAGAUGGGUAGGAGACCCUGUUCAUUAUAUAACUGUGGUAAUUUGAGAGCUGUGAGCCAAAAGUUAAUUUGCUGAUUACUUGCAUUCAUUAUGUCCUUGUUCUUAACAGCCAAGUAUGUAGUUGGGAGUGCACCAAUUCUCUGUGCCUUCUUUAUAGUCAUUCCUUUAUAUCCAUGAUUAAAUGGUUCCAGUUUAUAGCUUAUGACGCAAGGCUGUUGUUAACUUCUCCACUGCUUUCUAUGCUGACAUUGAAUUCACAGGUUCCAUUGCCAUGACAGGAGCCUGUUUUGUAGUUAGGCAACUCUAGUGUCUCAUGCUAAGCUUGGGCUGUCAUUUGUCCUGAGGUUUGUCUUUGACAAGGAUUCUUACAAGGAG